Molecule: messenger RNA, 2977 nt
Organism: Sebastes umbrosus (honeycomb rockfish)
Lineage: Eukaryota; Metazoa; Chordata; Actinopteri; Perciformes; Sebastidae
Gene: vtcn1
Product: V-set domain containing T cell activation inhibitor 1
Exons: 15
Coding region: 164-2569 (801 amino acids)
Source: RefSeq, a predicted model, not a curated record
ACUUUCACCACCUCAUAAUCUUGUGACUUCCUCGUUACUUUUAGAAAGAAAAAAAGAAGAAAUUAUAACCAACCAGAGUUUCAGCAUUUACAUGUAGUCUGUGAGAGCUGACCCUUUAGGAAACAGUUGGCCACCUUAUGAGCGAUGGAGGAAAUCUACGCCGAUGUUGAAUAUGACACGUCUGUUGACCCAGGACCUUCAACCAAUCCCACAGGUAAGACUGUUCAGUCAGUCUGUGUAUCAUCAUCUGAUCACUGUUGACUGUAUGUCUCUGUGUUCAGGUCCCAGGAGCUCAGAGAGGAGAUUUCAUAGAGCUGUUGUUCUCUGUCUGGGUCUGCUGAGUGUUUUCCUGCUGGCUAAACUCAUCAGCCUCGGUGUCCACUGCGCACUUCGUGGUUCAGAUGCAGAUAUGUCCACUAUCAAAGCCAACCUGACUGAGCGUCUCCAGGCCAGCGAAAACAAGCUGUCCUCCGUGUCUGCAGAGAGAGACCUGCUGAACGCCAGCCUCACUGAAAUGACUCAAGAGUUGGACAGGCUUCAGAGUUUGUCCAAAGAGAGUGCAGAUCUGUCCACUAUCAAAGCCAACCUGACUGAGCGUCUCCAGGCCAGCGAAAACAAGCUGUCCUCCGUGUCUGCAGAGAGAGACCUGCUGAACGCCAGCCUCACUGAAAUGACUAAAGAGUUGGACAGGCUUCAGAGUUUGUCCAAAGAGAAUGCAGAUCUGUCCACUAUCAAAGCCAACCUGACUGAGCGUCUCCAGGCCAGUGAAAACAAGCUGUCCUCCGUGUCUGCAGAGAGAGACCUGCUGAACGCCAGCCUCACUGAAAAAACUAAAGAGUUGGACAAGCUUCAGAGUUUGUCCAAAGAGAAUAAAACGUGUCCUGCAGGAUGGACGAUGUUCAGUUCAGCCUGUUACCUCCUCUCUGGUGGGACUGGUUCCUGGGAUAAAGGCAGAGAUGACUGCAGAAACAGAAGCGCAGAUCUGGUGACGAUUGACAGCGUUAAAGAGCAGACGUUUCUCUUUGGGCUCACCAAGAAAAGGCCUUGGAUUGGUUUGAAUGACAAAGAUGUGGAGGGGACCUGGAAAUGGAUCGAUGGAACUCCACUGACUCUGAUGAACUGGGCGUGGAAACAGCCGGAUAAUGGUGGUGGAGAUCCAAAGUUCGGCGAAGAGGACUGUGCACAUAUCAGACCUGAUAUAACUCGGUGGAAUGACGUGUCGUGUGAAUCUGCUAUGCCGUGGAUCUGUCGCAGGAGCUCAGAGAGGAGAUUUCAUGGAGCUGUUGUUCUCUGUCUGGGUCUGCUGAGUGUUUUCCUGCUGGCUGGACUCAUCGGCCUCGGUGUCCACUACUCAACUCGUGGUUCAGGUGCAGAUCUGUCCACUAUCAAAGCCAACCUGACUGAGCGUCUCCAGGCCAGUGAAAACAAGCUGUCCUCCGUGUCUGCAGAGAGAGACCUGCUGAAUGCCAGCCUCACUGAAAAGACUAAGGAGUUGGACAGGCUUCAGAGUUUGUCCAAAGAGAAGGGAGUUUGUCCUGCAGGAUGGAGGGGGUUCAGUUGUGCCUGUUAUCUCCUCUCUGAAGAGUCUGGUUCCUGGGAAAAUGGCAGAAAGGACUGCAAAAAAAGAGAAGCAGAUCUGGUGGUCAUCGGCAGCUCUGAAGAACAGAUGUUCCUGUCUAACUUCACUGAGACAGAAACUCAGGCUUGGAUUGGCCUGACCGACAGUGUCGAGGAGAGGAAAUGGAUGUGGAUCGAUGGAGCUCCGCUGUCUCUAAACAUGAUUACCCUCAUCGUCAUAUUCGCGGCCCUCAUCAUCCUCAUCUUAUCCUUGUCCUUCUCAGGCACCUUGUCCGAGCUGAUGAGCAGCAACACGUCGCCCACCGCCAACCUCGGCGAGGAUGUGCUCCUCAGCUGCAUCCUGAACAAAGAGAGUGGACAGACCAAACUCAGCAAAGUGUCAGUCACCUGGAUGAGGGGCCUGACGGAAGAAGUUUACCGGUACAAGAACGGAGGUCCGGCUCUUGACGACCAGAACUCACAGUUUAAAGGGAGGGCUCAGCUCUUCCCCGAUGCUUUGGUCACGGGGAACGCCUCCCUGCUGCUGAGGGACACGAGACGCAGUGACGAGGGCAUGUACACCUGCAGCUUCAGCUCCUCUGGUGGCGGAGGAUGGAUCAAAGUUCACCUCAGAGUAGCAGCCUUUUCAGCCCCCACAUUUAAAUUCUCCAAUGGCGUCCUGACUGCCGAGGCGAGCAGGUGGUUCCCUAAACCAAACGUGACCUGGACGGACUUUGAGGGGAACGUCUUGAGCGGAAGCACGAGCUUCGCUCAAAAUUCUGCGGGGAUAUUCAGCGUAGUCAGCACGCUGCCGUCAGUAAACGUCAGCGACACCUACACCUGCACGAUUCAAAAUGACCUGGUGACCGCCGUCUCUGCAGCAUCCAUAACAGCAACAGACCCUGGUGUUUCAGUAAAAACAUACUUCGUCUACAGCGCUGCAUCAUCCCUGCUGGCAUCAACGUACCUGAGCAUUACGACCAGCAUCCUCUGCAUCUAUUAUCUCAUCUAAUUAUCUCUUUGUGUGUGCAUGUGUUGCUCUUCGUUUUUUAAUUAAUUAUAAUGGGUGUUGUUACCGUGUAACAGAAAUUUAACUCUUGUGGUGCAUUUUCUCAAUCAACAUUUUCUUUUUACUUUCUCGGAUGUAUGUGUCAUGUUUUAAGUGAAGGCAUCUUGAUUAUUUAUCAGUAAAUGUUUUUAAAUUCUUUUCAGCUUGAGUGUUUUUUAUUCAUUUAUUAUUUAUACUUUCUGUACAACAUAAAAUCGGAUGAAUCGCCAUCUAUGUGGAGAAACCGCAGAAAAAUAAGACAAAUAUAAAGAAAUUAAACAAUAUAUAACAUUUCAGCGUAUAUAAUGACCUUAUGAAAUUAGUACCCUACUGUUUUUGUUAAUUAAUAAAUACAAUGAAUUUGAAAUUGAA